Eptesicus fuscus (big brown bat) is the source of this 470-nucleotide messenger RNA. It is a transcript of the gene KRTDAP, whose product is annotated as keratinocyte differentiation associated protein. The record is from RefSeq and is a predicted model, not a curated record. Bases 45 to 344 code for a protein of 99 amino acids. The transcript has 6 exons. Lineage: Eukaryota; Metazoa; Chordata; Mammalia; Chiroptera; Vespertilionidae. Gene Ontology annotation, cellular component: extracellular region.
GCAAGCAGGGAGGCCCCGCCUCAGAGCACCCUAAACUUGCCACCAUGAGGAUCCCAGUUCUUCCUGCUGUGGUUCUUCUCUCUCUUUUGGCGCUCCACUCUGCUCAGGGGGCUACCCUGGGUAGGUCUGAGGAAGAAACCACCAUUGGUAAUUAUGCAGCAGGACCUGAGGCCGUUAGCCCUCAGUUCCUGAACAUCGAAAAGUUUCGAUCUGCUUUUAAGACGGAAGAAUUCCUGAACUGGCAUGCCCUCUUUGAGAUGAUCAAAAAGAAGCUUCCUUUCCUCAACUGGGAUGCCUUUCCUAAGCUGAAGGGAUUGAGGAGUGCCACUCCUGAUGCCCAGUGACCGUUCCCUUCAAGACCCAGCACUACUGAUACCUGCUGGAAGAGGGGGCUAAUGUGGGAUCUGGUCACCAUCCUGCAAUCAUUCUUUCUUGGCUCAAUAACUCCAAUAAAAUGUUUCCCAACUAAA